Theileria annulata is the source of this 468-nucleotide messenger RNA. RefSeq names its product small nuclear ribonucleoprotein associated protein b, putative. Bases 1 to 468 code for a protein of 155 amino acids. Lineage: Eukaryota; Apicomplexa; Aconoidasida; Piroplasmida; Theileriidae. The record is from RefSeq and is a predicted model, not a curated record. Gene Ontology annotation, molecular function: RNA binding. Gene Ontology annotation, biological process: mRNA splicing, via spliceosome. The transcript has 2 exons. Gene Ontology annotation, cellular component: cytoplasm; U1 snRNP; U2-type prespliceosome.
AUGGCUGGAAAGAAUACUCGUAUGCAACACUGGUUGCAAUAUAACGUCAGAGUUACUCUAAAGGACAACCGGAAGUUUGUCGGAACACUUGUGGCAUUCGAUAAGUACAUGAAUCUCGUUUUAUCAGAUUGUGAAGAGUUUCGAAUGACUUUGGGGAAAGAUAAAAACAGAACUGAAGUCAAGCGCACUCUAGGCUUUGUUUUACUCAGGGGUGAGAAUAUAGUGUCAUUUACCGCCAAAUCUCCUGUCAAUGUACCUCAGUUUGGAUACCCAAUGGGACCAGGAAAAGCAACUCCUGCUGGUCGUGGAGCACCACUAAUGGUUCCUGGCAUGAUGCAGCCUGGUAUGCCACAAAUGCCUGCCGGAGGCGUAGCACUUCAGGCUCCAAUGAGAGGACUGGUGGGAAGUGCCCCUGCCCAGCUCCAGCCGCAAAACGUUCCUGGAACAAUGCCCCCAAUUCCAAACUAG